Messenger RNA from Apus apus (common swift), 2399 nucleotides. It is a transcript of the gene GABRD, whose product is annotated as gamma-aminobutyric acid type A receptor subunit delta. The coding region runs from base 310 to 1767 and encodes 485 amino acids. Lineage: Eukaryota; Metazoa; Chordata; Aves; Apodiformes; Apodidae. The record is from RefSeq and is a predicted model, not a curated record. Gene Ontology annotation, cellular component: GABA-A receptor complex; membrane; synapse. The transcript is spliced from 11 exons. Gene Ontology annotation, molecular function: GABA-A receptor activity; neurotransmitter receptor activity; extracellular ligand-gated monoatomic ion channel activity. Gene Ontology annotation, biological process: nervous system process; signal transduction; regulation of membrane potential.
GGUCCGUCCGGGCGGCGGGAACGGGCCGGGCGGGCGCGGCGGCCCCGGCCCCUCCUGCUGCCCCCGCCGCCCGCCCAGCCCCGCGCCGUGCGGCCCCGAGCGCCGGCGCUGCCUCCCCCCGACGCGCCAACAAAGGCCGCGGGCGGGCGGGCAAGGGGAAGGGUUUCGUUUCCGCCCCGCCGCGCCCGAGCAGGCCGAGAAACACGUCUGUGAGAGCCUGGCGUGAACAAAAGGGAGCGCAGAGCCCCACGGGCGGCGUUGUCUCAGUAGAGAAGCGCCCAGAGGGAGCAGGGCCCAGAGGAGGAGAAGAUGCCCCUUCAGCAGAGUAAAGCGAUCUUGAAUAUCGGGCCUCAUGUAAGCCAGGCAGGACAGAUGUCACCAAGAUGGAGUCAUUUUACACACACUAAAACGUUAUCACUUAAUCAUGGAAAGUCUGAGGUCUGCCAUCUCUUGAAAUCCAUGGAAUUUAGAGCUAUGAACGACAUUGGAGAUUACAUAGGUUCCAACAUUGAAAUAUCCUGGUUACCCAACCUGGAUGAUUUAAUGAAAGGGUAUGCAAGGAACUUCAGGCCUGGGAUUGGAGGUCCUCCUGUUAAUGUUGCUCUUGCCAUUGAAGUAGCCAGCAUUGACCACAUCUCAGAAGUGAACAUGGAAUACACCAUGACGGUAUUUUUGCACCAGAGCUGGCGAGAUGACCGUCUGUCGUACAACCACACCAAUGAAACUCUGGGCUUAGACAGUCGGUUUGUGGACAAGCUCUGGUUGCCAGAUACUUUCAUAGUAAAUGCCAAGUCUGCCUGGUUCCAUGAUGUGACUGUGGAAAACAAACUUAUCCGACUCCAGCCAGAUGGAGUCAUUUUAUACAGCAUCAGGAUUACCUCAACAGUGGCCUGUGACAUGGACCUUUCCAAGUAUCCAAUGGAUGAGCAGGAAUGCAUGCUGGAUUUGGAGAGCUAUGGUUACUCUUCAGAGGACAUCGUCUACCACUGGUCAGAAAACCAGGAUGAGAUCCACGGGCUGGAUAAGCUGCAGCUUGCUCAGUUCACAAUUACCAAUUACCAGUUCACAACAGAAAUUAUGAACUUCAAAUCUGCAGGUCAGUUUCCCAGGCUCAGUCUCCACUUCCACCUCCGGCGAAAUCGAGGCGUUUACAUCAUUCAGUCUUAUGUUCCUUCCAUCUUACUGGUGGCCAUGUCAUGGGUCUCCUUCUGGAUCAGUCAGUCAGCUGUGCCUGCCCGAGUAUCUCUAGGUAUAACUACUGUCCUCACCAUGACCACACUGAUGGUCAGUGCCCGAUCUUCACUCCCACGAGCUUCUGCCAUCAAGGCACUUGAUGUUUACUUCUGGAUUUGCUACGUGUUUGUCUUUGCUGCGCUGGUGGAAUAUGCAUUUGCACAUUUCAAUGCUGACUACAUGAAGAAGCAAAAGAACAAGCAGAAGCUGAAGGCCAGAAGGCAGAGUGCAGAGAUCAACGUGAAGAAUGCCAUUGUUCUGUUUUCCCUUUCCAUAGCUGGUGUGAACCAGGAACUGGCCAUUUCCAACAGGCAGCACCGAAUUCCCAGACGCCUGCCUGGCUCGUAUGGCACAAUAGAAAUAGAAACUGGAGAGACAAAACGGCAGCAGCUAAUGAGAGUGGAUAAAAAGAGUGGUCUGAAGUCCCUCUUUAAGCCCAUUGAUGCUGAUACCAUUGAUAUAUAUGCCAGAGCAGUGUUCCCAGCAGCCUUUGCAGCAGUCAAUGUUAUAUACUGGGUUGCAUACACAAUGUAAAAAAAAAGGAAGAAAAUUUAUGUGAAGAGCUACAAAUGGAACAAUACCUACAGACUUAAAAGCCCUUGCUGAAACUGUACUGAUUCAUCUCUUCUCAAAAUAUUUUCCAAUGAGCUCAAGACAUUUCUAAAGUCAAGAAAGUCCUGCAAUCAAUUCCUACCACAAGCAGCAAUUUCUUACUGAUCUGAUUUGGUACAGUAAUAACUCUACUCUGCCAAAUAAUCCCAGCUCCUUAUUUCCUGUGUUACCAUGAGCCCAUUUUCCGUAUGUACAUAUUUGUAGCAAAAGUUUAAAUCUUAAAUUACCAUGGUUUUCCUCCACUUUAAGGGCUGAUCAGGUAUGAAGAUUUUGACUUUUCACACUCAGAUCGUUUCCAUUUUUGUAGUGGAAGAGCCAGUUCCUCCCUGCCACACAAAUGGUUUUCUGCAUCUGGCCUUCUGGGAGGUGGUCUAAGUUUAACAGUAGUGGUAAAGUUGGAGUUUUUAAUAAUAUAAAUCUCAUUAAUACAGUAAAAGGGAAUAGAAGGAAGUGGAGGAUUUUUCUUAAAUUAUUAUUAUUUGUCUUGAAUAAAUUGAAAACAUUUCAAUGCUCUUAGUCACAGCAUGAAAUAAAAUAUACUACAUAAAAUUCUA